Molecule: messenger RNA, 1063 nt
Organism: Impatiens glandulifera
Lineage: Eukaryota; Viridiplantae; Streptophyta; Magnoliopsida; Ericales; Balsaminaceae
Exons: 4
Coding region: 201-899 (232 amino acids)
Source: RefSeq, a predicted model, not a curated record
UUCUGCAGCUAACCGGUCCGUCGCCUCCGAUCGGUAACGUUGAUUGAGCAGCAAACCGCCGGCGGCGGGAUCAUUCCUCCGUAGACUAAAGUAUUCAUAUCUCUCGAUUUCAUAGAUUCACAACAAAUGUUUUCAUUUCAGGUAUAUAUAUAUUACAGGAAAUUCUCAUUUUGAUUGAAAAUGUACUACUGCAACUAGAAAUGAAAAGAAUGAUUGGCGCUAGAUCCACAUUGAUUCAAUGUCUGACGCGGUUCAAACACGGUGGUGGUGGUCAUCAUCAUCUCAAACCGUUCUGCACCAAAACCAAACUCACAAGCAGCGAUAACAAUGCGAAUGGAUCUGCAAACAGAAGAAGCUAUGAUGAUGCUUACCGUCAGUUGGACAAACUCGAUUUCAUGACUGCCGCCAAGAUUCUCUUCACCAGUGAUCCUCCUAAUAAGAAGAAGAAGUUCGGGCUCGAUUUCCAUCUUGUACAACUGUUUUUCACCUGUUUGCCAUCAUUGGCUGUAUAUUUGGUUGCUCAAUAUGCUCGAUAUGAAAUCAGAAGAAUGGAAGCGGAACUGGAGGUGAAGAAAGCUCGGGAAGAAGAAGAGGAAGCAGCAAAAGCUGCGAAAGAGUUGGAAUCGAAUGGGGAUGAAGAGAAAGUGGCAGAAAUUCCUCCUGAGAUCUUGAAAGUAAACGAAAGACUCGAUAAGCUAGAGGAAACUAUAAAGGAGAUUGUAAAUGAACCAAAGAGGCAGGCCGGUUUAGUUUCUAAGGAUCAUCAAGAGGAUAAUAAUACAUCUGAGAAGAGACCUCAAAAGACGACUACUGUUUCGAGUGAUGAAGACUCGACCAAUGAAAAGAUGAAGAGAUCAGAUGAACCAGUGGAUCUAAGAGACAACCAAAAGAAGACAUAAUGAAACCAUGUGAGAGUGUCUUGUUUUUGAUUAUUUGUUUUGGGAAUGUUGGUGAUAGUUCUUUAAUGCUAUGGGUUCUGUGUAAUUUAGUCAAAGAACUCUCUAGUUAUUCAAUAUAUGACAAAUUUAUAUACUAAAUUGAGAAGGAAAUAUGCAUAUUUCGA